Molecule: messenger RNA, 2220 nt
Organism: Orycteropus afer afer
Lineage: Eukaryota; Metazoa; Chordata; Mammalia; Tubulidentata; Orycteropodidae
Gene: GTSE1
Product: G2 and S-phase expressed 1
Exons: 12
Coding region: 1-2220 (739 amino acids)
Cellular component (GO): microtubule cytoskeleton; cytoplasmic microtubule
Molecular function (GO): microtubule binding
Source: RefSeq, a predicted model, not a curated record
AUGCUCUUUGAAGAGGUGCCAGCCUGUCCUGACAUUCUGCUUCUGGCUGAUGAGAAGUUCGACUUUGAUCUUUCGUUGUCUUCCUCCAGUGCAAACGAAGAUGAGGACGUCUUUUCUGGACCUGUUGACCGAAGAGAGAGGUGUCUGGCUGCCAGCAGCGAAUCGAACGGUCCAAGCUCUGAAGAAGCUCUGCCAGCAUCGGGGAGUCGCGUUCCUUGGAGCCCUCUGGCAGGCGAGACGUUUGCGCAAGUCUGCAAAGAAGCUCACCUACUGGCCUUGCAGAUCAAGGGCAGCAGCAAAACCAGGGGCUCUGGUGCCACCAAGCCUGGAGGCCCCAGAGGCCAGGGCCCGGAAAUAUUUGUGCAGGAAUCAAAAUUGAAAAUAAACCUCUUCGAGCAAGGAAAUGAGAUGAAGAAGAGCCCCACGUCACUGAAGAGGGAAACGUACUACCUGUCAGAGAGCCCUCUGAUGGGCCCGCCACACGUGGAACUUCAGCCCCCUGAAGGCCUGGCCCCGUGCCCCGGCCGCGCUCCUGCCCAGGCCAGCCUCACCCGCACGCAGCAGCCCCGUCCCUCGGCUCGCUCCUCUGCGGCUGUGGCAUCAAGUGCCGCUCACCGUCCGAGUCAGGCGGUGGUGCAGAGAAAGACCGCCAGCAGGUUGCCCCCGCCCCGAGCUUCGUUGCUUCGAGGGAGGAGCCAGCCCUCGGCCGCGGAGAAGCCCAAGAGAGAGAGGCCGGCUAGUCCUUCCCGGAUGAAGCUCCAGAAUAAUGGGUCCCGCCCGGAGGAGCCUGCAGCGGCCCUGGAUGCUGGCACCAUGCCGGCUGGCAGGAGCCACUUGGUACCAGGCAAGAGAACGCUGCCUGGGCCCGCCAAGUUGGGGCUGAAGAGGACCCUAUUGAAGCCACCUGGCCGCACUGGCUGUCUUGCAAAAAAGGCCUCUUCCUCGGGGCCUAUUUUGGGGGCAACUUCCAGCGUAGCUGAUGCUUCAGCAGGAGGCCAAGGUGAGACUGUCACACUGCAGGCUCAGGCCCAGGCCUCCCUCCAGGUGGUCUCUGUUCCCAGUAUUGCACACAGUGACGAUGGGAUGUACGUGUGUGCCAAGUGCCUGAGACGAGACCCUCAGACCAGCCUCCGCACAAGGACCAAGUCGGCUGAUGGUGCUGAGAUCACGGUGGAACCACCCAAGGGGCCCAGCGCGGCUUCCCUGACACUACCACAGACUCCGGACGAUGCAGGCCCAAGGCUGGACUCUACGUUCAGUUUGCCGGCAUCUUCUCAAGUGACUACAGCUGGGAGUACAAGAAAGCAGGCUUCCUAUCUAGAUUCCAAGACAAAGGUGAUGCCGACCCCCACAAGUCAGGGUAAAAUUCCCAAGUUUUCUGUUGGGGAGUCCCCAGUCAGCGCAGCCCCCCGGUGCUCUCGGGCACAGAGGCCACAGUCAUGCACGUCAGCUGGAAGGGUGGUCCAUAGCACUCCUGUCAGGCGUUCAUCUGGGCCUGCCUCUCAAAGCCUUCUCCCCAGCAUGAGGACCCCCGUGAGCACAAAACGUGCGCUGGCCAUGCCCACCCCUGCCAGCCACCGCCUCUCUGGGCUCCCGCUAAUGACACCACGGACCCUGCCACGGGCUCGGGCAUCUCCCCAGUGUGUGCGAGCUCGGAGACUUUCCUCCGAGCCCCGACAGCGAUCUGCAAGAAACGCUCCUGCAGCCGAGGGCAGCAGGCAGGGUGCCUCCAGGCCGUGGGACUCAGCGUCUGAUGACAGUGUUUCUCCCCCGUCUGCUGUGCCACAGGCACUUCGUUUUUCUCCAGAAAAGAGCGAUUUUCCUGUCACACAAAAUACCACUACAGAAGCCACUGUGACCCAGGCAGACACAGCUGGAAACACAUCCCCGGAUGAGGCUGUUCUCGUAGACGUCCAACUAGACCAGCUCACCAUCGCCCCAAAGGCCGAGAGCACGCCCCUUGCUGGCCUCCCACUCCUCGACCUGUGCGGCGCCCCAGAAGCCAGGGGAGACCGGCAACUGCCGACACCCUCGGCACCUCUGGGGUCUGGAAAUAAACCUCUGAUUGACCUCAUGACAAACACUCCAGACAUGAACAGAGAGGUUGCACUGAAGCCUUCACAAGUAGUGGGCCAGCUGAUAGACCUGGCUUCUCCUCUCAUCCAGCUGAGCCCUGCCGCUGACAAGGAGAACGUGGAGUCCCCGCUCCUCAAGUUCUGA